Cyprinus carpio (common carp) is the source of this 1338-nucleotide messenger RNA. RefSeq names its product protein SON-like. The transcript is spliced from 3 exons. Gene Ontology annotation, biological process: regulation of cell cycle; regulation of mRNA splicing, via spliceosome. NCBI's taxonomy places the organism in Eukaryota, Metazoa, Chordata, Actinopteri, Cypriniformes, Cyprinidae. The coding region runs from base 492 to 797 and encodes 101 amino acids. Gene Ontology annotation, molecular function: RNA binding. The record is from RefSeq and is a predicted model, not a curated record.
UUAUUUAGUUAUUUAGACCUGCUGCAGGUGAGAAAUAAAGGAUUCUACAUUUCACAUAGUCCUAAAAUAGAAACUCACAAGGCUAUUAUAUCUAAUAUUUUAAUUUUAACACCGCUCAGGUGAAGUGACGUGACCUUGUUGCUCUGAAUGAGCAUAUCUCGAAAUAAAUGAAUUAUUUAUUUAUUUUUAACAAUAUUUCACAAUAUUACUGUUUUACUGUAUUUUUGAACCAAUAAAUGCAGCAUUGGUGGGCAGAAGAGUCUUCUUUCUAAAACAUAAAAAAAAAAAAACAUAAUUACUUCAAACUUCUGAUUGAUAGUGUUUUAAAUAUAUAUACUUAUUUAGUUAUUUAGACCUUCUGCAGGUGAGAAAUACAGGAUUCUACAUUUAAACAUUUCACAUAUUCUUAAAAUAGAAACUCACAAGGCUAUCAUAUCUAAUAUUUUAAUUUAAACUGCUCCAAUUGAAGUGACUUGACCUUGCUACUCUGAAUGAGUGUAUCUCUCACUGCUUCCCGUUUCCCUUCGUUUGCCUCUCUCUGUCUGAAUCUGUCCCGUUCCAUUCAGGACCAGUUCCUGCGGGCGGCGCCGGUCUCAGGUGGAAUGGGGGAGUUGAUGAGGAAGAUGGGAUGGCAUUCGGGGGAGGGUUUGGGGAAGCACAGAGAAGGAACAGUGGAGCCCAUCAUUAUUGACUUCAAAACAGACCGCAAGGGGCUUGUAGCAGAAGGAGAAAAAACCCAGAAAUCUGGCAACAUUGUCGUGAUGAAGGAUCUUCUAGGUGGUGGUGAACAGAUGUGAUUAUCAGCAUCAGACUGCCAGUCCCAAGAAAAAACAUGCCAAGGCAAUGGCAGCCACGGUCGCGCUACAGGCCAUGGGAGAGGUGGCAGGCGACAGUUUUCAUACAGGCCCCAUGUUCCCAGCACAUGAUGUCAGCAUACAACAUGCUCUAACACAUUAGUAUGAUUUCAUUUGUCAUGUUGUCCAUUAAAGCAAUAUCAUCUUUAUAUGGCAUAUCUGUAUUUUUGUAAUUUUGUUGUUGUUGUUGUUGUUUUUCAACGUUGUCCUACUUGAUUUGGUAAACUAAUGGCCUUGAUGACUAUGUAGUUGACUAAGUUUGGAACGUUAAGAUUUGUGUUUGAUGCAUUUGAUCGAAGGGCUCCAUUGUUUUAAACUUGUGUCUGCUCUUGUAAAUGUGUCACACAUGCAUUAAAACUCUUUUAUCUUUAUAAAGCUCUAAAGUUUUACCUUAGUCCAUUACAUCUACUUAGGAAGUCUUAGGAAGCCAGAGAACAUGUUUUUUGUGAUGAAGCAGAAUAAAUGAAAAAUCAUGUAACUGGAA